This is a messenger RNA of Terrapene triunguis (Three-toed box turtle), 2052 nucleotides long. Its product is annotated as hormone-sensitive lipase-like. The record is from RefSeq and is a predicted model, not a curated record. Gene Ontology annotation, molecular function: sterol ester esterase activity; triacylglycerol lipase activity. The transcript is spliced from 10 exons. NCBI's taxonomy places the organism in Eukaryota, Metazoa, Chordata, Testudines, Emydidae. Gene Ontology annotation, cellular component: cytosol. Gene Ontology annotation, biological process: cholesterol metabolic process; triglyceride catabolic process. The coding region runs from base 61 to 2052 and encodes 663 amino acids.
GAAGCGGGAGCCGGUCUGACGGGGCGGAGCCGCCGGAGCCGGAGCCACAGGCCCCGCGCCAUGGACUCCCGGCCCCUGUUCCAGGCCCUGCACGUGGUGGCCGAGGACAACGUGGCCUUCUUCCGGCAGAGCGCCUCGGAGACGGGGCGCCGGUUCGUGGCGGCCUUCACGGCCAUCGGGGAGCACGCCCACCGCCUGGAGCCGAUUCUGCGCCACUUCGCCAGCGUCUACCACGUCUUCGACCUGGACGAGGCCACGCCGGCCAACGGGUACCGAAGCCUGGCGCAGACGACGCGCUGCUGCCUGGCCCACGUCCUGCACAAGAGCCGCUACGUGGCCGCCAACCGCCGCAGCAUCUUCUUCCGCACGGGCCACAACGCGGCCGAGCUGGAGGCCUAUUGCGCCGCCCUGAGCCAGCUGCGGGCCCUGCUGUACCUGGCGCAGCGCCUGCUGACCCACAACCGCCCCGGCUGCCUCUUCCACCACGAGGAGCGUGGCCUGACCGAGUUGGUGCUGCGGGAGUACGGCACCCUGCACAAGGGCUGCUUCUACGGGCGCUGCCUGGGCUUCCAGUUUGCCCCCUCCAUUCGGCCCUUCCUCCAGACCAUCGCCAUCAGCCUGGUCUCCUUCGGAGAGAACUACAGACGCCACGACUCCGGCCUCAGCAUGGCAGCCGGCUCGCUGUUCACGUCGGGGAAGUUCGCCAUCGACCCGGAGCUGCGGGGAGCCGAGUUCGAGAGGAUCACGCAGAACCUCGACGUGCAUUUCUGGAAGAGCUUCUGGAACCUGACGGAGACCGAGCUGCUGGCGUCCGUGGCCAGCAUGGCGUCCACGCCAGUGCGGGUGAUCCGGGCGCUGACGGUGCCCCCCGAGCCCUUCGAGCUGCCGCUGGCUGCCGACCCCUCACUGAGCAUCACCAUCAGCCCCCCUGUGGCGCACACUGGCCCUGGGCCCGUCCACAUGCGCCUCAUCUCCCACGAGCUGCGUGAGGGGCAGGACAGCGAGGCACUCUCCGCGCUGGCCCCGGCCGAGGGCACACUGGGGCUGGAGCUGUGGCGCAAGGCGGCGCCCGCGCCCCCCUCACCCCUCCUGCUGGUUCACUUCCACGGCGGCGGGUUCGUGGCGCAGACGUCGAAGUCGCACGAGCCGUACCUGCGGGGCUGGGCGCAGGAGCUCGGCGCCCCUGUGCUCUCCGUCGACUACGCCCUGGCGCCCGAGGCCCCCUUCCCCCGCGCCCUGGAGGAGUGUUUCUACGCCUACUGCUGGGCCCUGCGCCACUGCCGCCUGCUUGGCUCCACGGCGCAGCGGGUCUGCCUGGCCGGGGACAGCGCCGGUGGGAACCUCUGCCUCACCGUGACCAUGCGGGCAGCCGCCUUCGGCAUCCAGCUGCCCGACGGCAUCAUGGCGGCCUAUCCCGUCACCCUAGUGCGGGCCGCGGCCUCGCCCUCCCGCCUGCUUACCCUGCUCGACCCCCUGCUGCCCCUCAGCGUGCUCUGCAAGUGCCUCAGCGCCUACGCCGGCACGGAGCCGGCAGAGGGGGAGCCCCCCGGGCUGGAGAAGCUGGGCCCGGUGAACAUGGUGCGGCGGGACACGGCGCUGCUGUUGCAGGAGCUGCGGCAGAGCGCCUCGGCCUGGCUGGGGGCGCUGCUGGACAGUCCGGGGCGCAGCAACGGGGCUGGCGCAGAGGCCAUGCGGACGAGCGUCUCGGAGGCAGCGCUGGACGACUCAGCUGUCAAAUCCAGGGGCUCCCGCAAGAGCCAGACCUGCCAGGAUCUAUCAUGCGGGGUGUCAGCCCCCCUGGCCCCUGCACCUGCCCCCCCUCCUCAGGGCAGCCCCCCCAGCUUCUUCCUGAGUGGGGGGCAGCUGGAGGAGGAGGCCCCCGGGGACGAGGGGCUGCAGUAUCCCGACGGCUUUGAGCCGCUGCGCUCGGACCAGCCCUCUGCCAGCAUCACCCUGGAGGCAUCGCCCGUGGUCAAGAACCCCUUCAUGUCGCCCCUGCUGGCCCCGGAUAGCAUGUUGCGAGGGCUGCCGCCGGUCCAUAUCGUGCAGUGA